Molecule: messenger RNA, 4032 nt
Organism: Durusdinium trenchii
Lineage: Eukaryota; Dinophyceae; Suessiales; Symbiodiniaceae
Source: the annotation of a GenBank genome assembly
AUGGGAGUGUCGGAUUUAGACAGACAAAUCGAACAGCUGAGAAGGUGUGAAUACAUCAAAGAGGCUGAAGUCAAGGCCUUGUGCUCCAAAGCACGUGAGAUCCUGGUGGAGGAAUGUAACGUGCAGAGGGUUGAUGCCCCCGUCACGAUCUGCGGAGACAUUCAUGGGCAGUUCUACGACUUAGUGGAGCUCUUUAAGGUAGGUGGUGAUUGUCCAGACACCAACUACCUCUUCAUGGGUGACUUCGUCGACCGAGGCUUUUACAGCGUAGAGACCUUUCUGCUGCUGUUGGCCCUCAAGGUCCGCUACCCGGAUCGAAUAACCCUCAUUCGCGGGAACCACGAGAGCCGACAGAUCACGCAGGUCUAUGGCUUCUACGAUGAAUGUUUGAGAAAAUAUGGCAGCGUUAAUGUGUGGCGAUAUUGCACAGAGGUCUUUGACUACCUUGCCUUGGCUGCACUGAUAGAGGAUCGCAUUUUCUGCGUUCAUGGCGGGCUUUCACCUGCCAUUAAUACCCUUGACGAUGUCCGGAGCAUCGAUAGAAAGCAAGAGGUGCCACACGAAGGCGCGAUGUGCGACCUGAUGUGGUCCGACCCCGAGGACCUCGAAGGUUGGGGUCUUUCUCCCAGGGGUGCCGGCUACCUCUUCGGUGGCGACGUGGUCAAGGGGUUCAACCACACCAACGGCAUUGACCUCAUAGGGCGGGCGCAUCAGCUGGUGAUGGACGGCUACAAAUGGAUGUUUAACGAGGUCCUCACCCAGCUUCGCAGAUGGGCAAAGCUGUGGAAAAGGGCCUCAAAGGAAGGCUUGGCGGAUUUCUUCAGCGACUGGUUUGGGGCGCUGCGUUUGCACCACCGAAGUGAGGAGGAGUUGGUGUCCGUGAAGCCGCUCUCCUCGGUGCAGGCCGCGGAGGCGACCGUGCUGGGGAAGGCCUUGAGCCGGGCCGGCGAGGCACGGAAGGCCAAGUUUCAGGUGGUCCAAGACCCCAGCGGCGGCCGGCCAGGACCUCCGCGCGGCGGCGAGCCGCCGGUGAGCCGGACGCAGUUGGGGAGGCCCAGGCUGCAAGGCAUGGGCUGGGGAGGCCCUCCCAUCAAGCGACCCAAGAGAAAGGCUCCGCUCGUCGUGGGUGCCGCGUACUUCCAGGGGCUGGAAGUGCCAGAGGAGGACCACGAGAGCUUGCAGGAGAUGAUUGACUCUCACUACAACCACCAGGAUCCCGCACGGCCGGUUCUCGGUGUUGGACAGGAGUUCACGCGACGAAAAGGCCGCUGGGCCACGCUGGGGUCACUGUUGAUCUUUGUCUCCUACAUCGUGCUGGCGGCGACCUCGGGUCAGAGCCUCGCCGGUUUGGAGACCUUCUUCCCCGGACAGACGGACUUGGCUCUGACGAACGUGCAGAGUGAAGGCUCCGGCUGCGAGGAGCGGAUUUCCUACCAGUUCACCCACAGUUCUUUCACACACAUGCUGGGCAAUGUUCUACUCCUUGUGAUGUGUGGAAUCAACUUGGAGGGCUUCCAUGGCACCUUUCGGGUCCUUUGGAUGUUCGAGGUGGGUGUGCUGGGUGGAGCCGGUUGCGUGUGUGUCUUCGACAGCCAUGCUCGGGUGGUGGGCAUGUCCGGCGGGGCCUAUGCCUUGUUGGGGAUGCAGCUGGGCGAUGUGAUCUUGAACUGGGAGCGGAAAUCGGCGCCCUACAGGCGGCCAAAACCGAUCUUGGACGAGAUCGGACCUGGACUGAUCCUUUUUCCACCGCCCUACACGGUGGAUGUGGAUCGGACCCGGAUUGACGCUCGAUAUGUGAUUGUCAUGCUUAUCUUCAUCAUCCUUUUGACCUUGAUGGAGGUGUUGCUUUACCUCCUGAAUCCCAGGGCUGAGAUCAGCUACUCUGCUCACAUGGGAGGCGCUGUGGCUGGGCUUCUCUUGGUGAAGUCCUUUGGGCGGAACCUCACGCUCCGAACCCAUGAGCUGGAGAUGCAGGUGAUUCGGAUGGCGAAGGCCUUGCUGGCUUGUUUGGUGAUUUUCUGCUUCUGCUGGGCUUUGAUCAACUGGCCACCCCAGAAUCUCCUGGAGCAGGUACCCUACUGCUGGGUGAGAGAGGUCCGUUGCCCGGACGCGGCCUGCAUCGCCCGCUGGUCCUUUCCGCGGCAGAACGACACGGCGCGGGUGAAUCCCAGGUCCUGUCCAAGCUGGGCGGCCACGGAUGGAGCUUUCGCCAUGUUGGCGCUUCAUUUUCUGCCUUCGGCCGGCAAAAUCUCUUUCGGGGAAGAGGGUGGCAAGAGGACUGCCCAGAGGCCCUCCCGUAGGAUGACCUACCAAUCAAAGAUGAUCUUCUGCAGGACGCCGGUGGUGAACCUGGACCUGGCCAUCCAGCUCUCAAUCCCGACAUUGUUGGAGGCUUUGAUGAAGAGCUAUGAGGCGGAGAGCUUGGCCGCUUCGGAGGCUUCAGGUGCUGGACCGGCAGAGCGCCCCACGGAGCCCAGCGAGGACAGCAAGGGUGAGAAGCAGGAGGCCAAGGAGGAUCUAGAGGCUCCGGUUCCAGACAGGGAUUCUGAACUGGAGGUGAACACCUCCGAGCCGGAAGGGACCUGCGAGGCCGCUGGAGUGGUUUGGGAACCCUUCAACGGAGCGAAGCUGGAGCAGCCCGCCCUGCCGAUCCUGACCAGUGGCAGCUUCGCCAAGAAGAAGGGCAACAAGAUGCUCGAAGACUCGAAAGGUGAUUUCUAUGCACGUUUGCAACAGCUGAGUGAUGCCUCGGCCGCUGUUCACGAGUUUCAAAAGGCGUCCUUGGAGGCGCAGCAGACCUUGAGUUGUGCACAAGGGGCCUUGAGCAGUCAGCUGCAGAAGUCAGCCUCUUCCAUCCACGACCGUAUUCACAACCUCGCGUCCAAUGUGAAGUUCCAGAACGCGGGCCUCUCCCGCCACUGUGCGGAGCAUAGCAGGAGGCUGGACAGUAUUUGCGAUGGGAUUUCAUCUUUGCAGGACGGCUUAACUGGGGAACUGGAGGAGAUCCCUCUGGUGGGUGACGGCGCUGGCUUGAGCAGCGAGCUAAGCAGUGAUCCUGGCAGAGGUGCUGCAGGGGUGGAUGCCAGAGAAAGGCAGUACACGGAGCUGUGGCGAGCUGUGAUCCGACCUCCUCGUGAUCAGUAUGAGAUCAAGGAAGGGGGAUUUGGGCCCGGCCGUCUUCAGCAUCGAGUCUACUUCUCAGAGAAGACCAUUUGGGCAGAAUGGGAUCUGAACCGGACCUAUCAACGCACAGACUUGUCGUUGAAGAAUCCCCGGGGCCUCACGCUGGUGCCACGAGCUCAGAGCGGAAGCUGUCCUGGGACCCAGGCGGUGAGCACUUUGCCGGUGCUGCUGCCGUUCAACAUCACUGUCUUCUGCCUCGACUUUGCCGGCUCCGGGCUCUCUGACGGAGAGUACCUGAGCCUGGGCUACUACGAGCGGGACGACCUGGCGGUGGUGGUGGACCACCUCCGGGAGUCCUAUGGCGUCACCUGCAUCGGCCUCUGGGGCCGUUCCAUGGGCGCGUCCACGGCGCUGCUGCACGCCGACCGUGAUCCAUCCAUCGCAGGGCUGGUCUUAGACAGCCCCUUUUCCGACUUGAAGGUGCUGUGCGAAGAGCUGGUCGAUGGCUACACGAACUCUCGAGUGCCACGCUGGGUCACCGGCAUCGCUCUCCAGAUGGUUCGCAGCUCCAUCUCGACCCAUGCCGACUUCGACAUCUAUGACUUGGCUCCCGUGCAGCACGUUUCCAAGUCCUUCAUCCCGGCGCUCUUCGCCGCCGCGUACAACGAUCACUUCAUUCCACCGCAUCAUGCCAAAGAGCUGCAUGCGGCCUAUGCAGGAGACAAGAACUUCAUCAUGGUGGAGGGGGACCACAACUCUUCCAGAUCCAAGUUCUUCUUGGACUCGGUCUCCAUCUUCUUCUUCAAUACCUUGCAGGCCGGGCCGGUUUGGCCAUGGCAAACGCACGUUCUCGCGGGUUGGAUCGCGUUCUUCUUUUUGCAGAACUGUCUGUUUGUAAGAGGAACAUAG